Olea europaea var. sylvestris is the source of this 1266-nucleotide messenger RNA. Its product is annotated as aspartic proteinase CDR1-like. The record is from RefSeq and is a predicted model, not a curated record. The transcript has a single exon. Gene Ontology annotation, cellular component: extracellular region. Lineage: Eukaryota; Viridiplantae; Streptophyta; Magnoliopsida; Lamiales; Oleaceae. Bases 1 to 1266 code for a protein of 421 amino acids.
AUGUCCAUAUUUCCUACGACUGAAGCAGGAACCAGAGGUUUUACCAUUGAUCUAUUUCAUAGAGAAUCUCCACAUUCUCCUUCCUAUGAUUCUACAUUGAAGCCUUGGCAACAUUCCGUCAAUGCUUUGAGAAGAUCAUUUAAUCGUCUCAAUCAUUUGACGAGGAUAGCUUACACCACACAAUCGCCAGCUGCAGACAUUAUUUCUGAUAGCGGUGAAUUUUUCGUGAAAUUUUCCAUCGGUACACCACAGGUUCCAAUCUUAGCGACUUUUGAUACUGCCAGUGACCUUAUCUGGACGCAAUGCCAACCUUGUCUUAAAUGCUUUAAGCAAACUUAUCCUAUCUUUACGCCUAGCCGUUCUUCAACUUACAGGCGACUGGCUUGCGAUUCUUUCUUGUGUAAGGCGUUUCCUGCCACAAUUUGUGACAAGGCUAGUAAUAGUUGCAUCUAUUCUGAGUCGUAUGCAGAUGGAUCAUUUUCGAGUGGUGAUUUUGUGACAGAAACCGUUACUUUAGGCUCUACUAAUGGAGCAAAAAUUUCAAUUCCUGGUGUUGCUAUCGGAUGUGGACAUAAAAAUGGUGGUGCAUUUUCUCUUGGUGAUUCGGGGAUUGCUGGUUUUGCAUCCGGAAAAGUUUCGUUUAUUUCACAACUAGGUUCUUCAGGGCAAGGAAAAUUUUCAUAUUGCUUGGUGUCAUUUUUAUCUGAGACUUCAAACUUGAGUAGACUGCAUUUUGGUAACGAUGCAGAUGUUUUCGGCAAAGGAGUUGUAUCGACUCCUAUAUUUCUCAAUCGAAAUGAAACUUUAUAUUAUUUGACCCUGGUAGAAAUAGGUGUAGGGAAUCAGAGGUUCGGUUUCUACGAUCCCGAUGCUCCCAAUGCUGCUGAAGAAGCAAACAUUAUCAUAGACUCUGGAACGACAUUGACUUUCUUGCCUUCGAAAUUAUACAACGAUCUUGAAACAGCAAUUGCGAGUCGCAUUAAGUUGAAGCGUAUUAAGGAUCCACAGGGAGUCUUGAAUUUAUGCUACGAUUCUCCGAAAGAUAUACAAGUUCCGAUUAUUACAUUUCACUUUAAAGGGGCGUAUGUGGAGUUGAACACCUUGAAUACAUUUGUUAGAACAAGUGAAACUGCUCUUUGCUUUGCAUUUGCACCAACAAAAGGAACUCCAAUUUAUGGAAACUUGGCACAAGUGAACUUUCUGAUAGGCUAUGACCUAAACAAGAAGACCGUAUCCUUCAAGGCCACUGAUUGCAGCAAAUCAUGA